AUGCUCACUUGGCACAAUCUUCAGUCCCUGUGGCACGAGCAACGCAACCGUCUUCAAGGGGAAUUUAAUCGAAUGAUGCUUGCUGAAUUCGGAAUGAUAUUCUUGACUACGCUGUCCAUUGUUAUUUUGAACAUCUAUACGUUAACUACUCAGUCGCUUGUGAAAUCACAAUUAAGAAUAGCACAAGAAAAUCUCUGGUCUACUGUAUUUAAUCUUGUUAGUUUUACAUCACAUGUUGGAUAUUUCUACACAUAUAUGAUCGCAUUUCGUGUUUACCGACGCAAUGUCCGAAUAGCUCUAUGGUGCAGAAGAGAAACUCGUGCUACAGCAAUGGAAGCACCAAUACGGAUUAUUGAAUUAGCUCCUACUUCAUUAGCUACUCUCUAA
Molecule: messenger RNA, 387 nt
Organism: Rotaria socialis
Lineage: Eukaryota; Metazoa; Rotifera; Eurotatoria; Philodinida; Philodinidae
Source: the annotation of a GenBank genome assembly